Messenger RNA from Aspergillus glaucus CBS 516.65, 1037 nucleotides. RefSeq lists its product as uncharacterized. Lineage: Eukaryota; Fungi; Ascomycota; Eurotiomycetes; Eurotiales; Aspergillaceae. The record is from RefSeq and is a predicted model, not a curated record. The transcript has a single exon. Bases 423 to 722 code for a protein of 99 amino acids.
CUCCCUUUUCCUGUUUUGUUGCUUUCUAAUUUUUCUCUUCUUUCUCCCUAUUCCUCCGUGCUCUGACAGGUUAUCUUUUUUUUUUUCUUCCUGUCUAAUCUAUUCUGUAUUCUUUCUGCUCUGUGUUGCUUUAUACAGAGCAUUCACUACUACUGCUCUUCUGCGUUGCUGUCAGGGCUAACUGGCCAUGCGGUAAACCCCCAGAGCAUGGCCCAGACCCCAGUUGGACCUUCCCCAACAUCCAUGGAUACACAUCGUUGAAUUACUCCGACGGUAUCGAAAUACUCUGCUCGACAUACUCAAUUGAGAAAUCCCACGAUUCCUACCGUUAAACAACCCGAACAAAAAAUCAUCCGGAACCGCGCGGAUCCUCCGAAUCCUAUCCGAUCCUCCCAUAUCUUCAUCUACUACAAACCGCCAACAUGUGCCGUCAAUACCUCACCGUCUAUGAAUGGUGCCGGUGUGAAGAAAACGCCGGCAACCUCAUUUGCGCCCCCCACGAAGAACACGAAUGCCCCGGCGUAUUCACCGAAGCCGUUCAUAUGCACUGCUUCUGCCAUUGGCAUGCCUCGAAGGGCUGGAAGACGGAGCAUAAAUUGCUUAAAAAGCAUAACAAGAUGUCGAAGAAGACUCAAAAGCGGCGUUCGACUCUGAGUGAAAAGUCUCUUACUCCGAAGAGGUGGUUUUCAUGGACCAGUUUGCGAUCGCGAAAUUCGAUCUAGUCCUUCUUUUCAGUCCUCUUUUCGUUUCCUUUUCCAUAUUGUGAUCUUGACAUUCGUUCGUCGACAUUCGUUACAUUUCAUUUCUCGUUUCUCGUUGCUUCGUUUUCUCGUUUCCUCUAGCAUUGACCAUUUUCUCUUCUUUGAAUCUGGCACUGGCGUUGGUGGAUUGAUUGAAUCUUUUCUGGGAUAACUGGCGUUAUCUAGAUAGAUUGGAGGCAGGUCAUAUACUUUUUAUCUUCAUCUCAUCUGGAGGAGUUGGUUUCUUUCCUAGGCUUGAAAAGUCUUUUUUUCUUCACUUACUGGGGUUUUUUUUUU